Camellia sinensis is the source of this 918-nucleotide messenger RNA. RefSeq names its product Nuclear transport factor 2 (NTF2) family protein. NCBI's taxonomy places the organism in Eukaryota, Viridiplantae, Streptophyta, Magnoliopsida, Ericales, Theaceae. The record is from RefSeq and is a predicted model, not a curated record.
GGACACGCAAUUGCCACGUUAUCCCCCUUCAAACCCCACAAUUGGCACUCGCGCUCUUUUCUUUUCUUUGCCAAUCUUUAGCCUCUCUCUCUCUCUCUCUCUCUCUGUAAGCUAUUUGUUUGGGGAGAAAAUUUCUGAAUCUACAAUGGACAAGCACCUACAAGCUAAUGGGGAACCCAUAAAGGAUGAACAUAGGGAAAAGGUUUGCAAGGAAGGUUCUGAGGUCAAGCCAUCUACACUCUUCUCAGAUCGCUUACUCCCUCAUAUACUCAAUAUAUAUGGAUCCAGUGCUACAGCUCGUGAUUUUGAAAUCUAUGCUCCAGAUGCAACCUUUGAAGACCCACUCAUGCGUGCUAAUGGGAUAAAGCAGAUCAAAUCAGCAUUCUAUUCACUCCCCAAGAUCUUUAGUGAAUCAAGAAUCGUGGAAUACAACAUCAAAGAAAAUGAAAUUUCACCAAGCAAGCAAGAGAUACUAAUUGACAACAAGCAAUAUUACAAGUUCUUAGGGAAAGGCAUUGAUAUGAUAUCACUAAUCAAGCUAUAUGUCGAAGAUGGGAAAAUCAUUCGUCAUGAAGAUUGGUGGAACAAGAAACCUCUAUGGAAUAGAGAGACGGUUAAGCUGCCGCUGGUUGGACGAAUAAUUGAAAUGACUCGUAGGGGGUCAAUGCUGGCAACUCAUGCAAUGAUGAGGUUUGGAAAGGAUCCAACCACGUAAAUCGCCUUAUAAAAUUGAGACAGAUUUAUUGAUAUUAUGUUGCUUGAUCUUGGGUGAAUGUAUGUGAGAGUAAGUAUUUGUCUUGGGUGUGUAAAUCAGUUGAACAACUGUCUUUCUGGGCUCAUGCUAGAAUUUGGAGCUCAGGAUUGAUCUUUGUACAGGGUUUCAAUAAAAGCUGAUAGAGUUUGUUUCACGCCAUGACU